This is a messenger RNA of Choloepus didactylus (southern two-toed sloth), 3194 nucleotides long. RefSeq names its product axin 1 (gene AXIN1). The record is from RefSeq and is a predicted model, not a curated record. Lineage: Eukaryota; Metazoa; Chordata; Mammalia; Pilosa; Megalonychidae. Bases 216 to 2651 code for a protein of 811 amino acids. The transcript has 10 exons. Gene Ontology annotation, biological process: negative regulation of canonical Wnt signaling pathway.
CGUCGCGAUGGGGGCCGCCCGGGGCCGCGCCCCCGCGCCGCCCCGCCUGUCGCGCCUGUCGCGCCGCCGCUGAGCGCAUGGGCCGCGCGGCUCCGGGAGCCGGGCCCGGAGCCCAGUCGCCGCCGCCGUGCGCGGGACAGAUUGAUUCACUUUGGAGCUGUAAGUACUGAUGUAUUAGGGCAUCGCCCAUUGUUCCUUGACGCAGAGACCCCAAAAUGAAUAUGCAAGAGCAGGGUUUCCCCUUGGACCUCGGAGCGAGUUUCACCGAAGAUGCUCCCAGACCCCCCGUGCCCGGCGAGGAAGGCGAACUGGUGUCCGCGGACCCCAGGCCGGCCAGCCACGGCUUCUGCUCCGGGAAAGGUGCCGGCGCCAAGGGGGAGGCCUCCACAGCCACUCCGCGGCGCCCCGACCUGGACCUGGGCUACGAGCCCGAGGGGAGCGCCUCGCCCACACCCCCGUACUUGAGGUGGGCCGAGUCGCUGCACUCCCUGCUGGAUGACCAGGAUGGGAUCAACCUGUUCAGGGCCUUCCUGAAGCAGGAGGACUGUGCCGACGUGCUGGACUUCUGGUUCGCCUGCAGUGGCUUCCGGCGCCUGGAGCCUUGCGACUCCAACGAGGAGAAGAGGCUGAAGCUGGCGAAAGCCAUCUACAGGAAGUACAUCCUCGACAGCGGUGGGAUCGUGUCCAGGCACACCAAGCCGGCCACCAAGAGCUUCAUCAAGGACUGCAUCGUGAGGCAGCAGGUGGACCCUGCCACAUUCGACCAGGCCCAGACGGAAAUCCAGGCUGCCAUGGAAGCCAACACCUACCCCUCCUUCCUCAAGUCCGACAUCUACCUGGAGUACACGCGGACGGGUGUGGAGAGCCCAAAGGGCUGCGGCGACCAGAGCCCGGGGUCGGGGGCCAGCAGGGGCGUGCCCGGGUACCUGCCCACACUGAACGAGGAUGAGGAGUGGAAGUGCGACCAGGAUGCGGACACGGGCACCGGCCACGACCCCGCUCCCCCCGGCAGGCUCACUCAGCAGCUGCGCCCGGAGCCGGCUGCGCAGCGGGCCCCCUCCGGCAGGCGGUACAGCGAGGGCCGAGAGCUCAGGCAUGGAUCCUGGCGGGAGCCCGUCCACCCGUACUACGUCAACUCUGGCUACGCCCUCGCCCCGGCCACCAGUGCCAACGACAGCGAGCAACAGAGCUUGUCCAGCGAUGCCGACACCCUCUCCCUCACCGACAGCAGUGUGGAUGGAGUCCCACCCUACAGGAUCCGCAAGCAGCACCGCCGGGAGGUGCAGGAGAGCGUGCAGGCCAACGGGCGGGUGCCUCUACCUCACAUUCCUCGCACCUACCGGAUGCCAAAGGAGAUCCACGUGGAGCCGCAGAAGUUCGCCGCGGAGCUCAUCCACCGCCUGGAGGCCGUGCAGCGCACGCGGGAGGCCGAGGAGAGGCUGGAGGAGCGGCUGAAGCGCGUCAGGAUGGAAGAAGAGGGCGAGGACGUGGACGUGCCUUCCCUUCCUCCCGGGAUGGGCCACAGGCUGCCCCCUGCCCAGGCGUGGCGGCACUUCCCGGCCCGCUGCCCGGACGCGGGCUGUGCUGGGGCGCGGGACAUCCACGAGGAGAACCCCGAGAGCAUCCUCGAUGAGCACGUGCAGCGGGUCCUGCGGACGCCGGGGCGCCAGUCCCCCCAGUCCCGCUCACCCGACAGCGGGCCCCUGGCCAGGCCGCCGGGGCUGCUGAGCGGGGCCGCGCCGGGGCACGGCAAGCACGCGGCCGGCCUGCACCACCACCGGCACGUCCACCACCACGCCCACCACGGCCCCGCGAAGCCCAAGGAGCAGGGGGAGGCCGAGGCGGCCCGCAGGGCGCAGGGCGGCACCGCAUGGGGGACGGGGCCUCGCGGCCACCCCGAGAGCGCGGGCCCCGCCCCCAGCGCCCCCGACGGCCUGGGCUACAGCGGGAAGGCGAGCGCCCCCAAAAGAAGCGCCAGGAAGACCGAGUCCGGAAAGGUUGCCAGCGCCGAGGCCCCGGGCCCCACGGAAGAGGUGGAGAAAAACCAGAAGAUCAUCCAGUGGCUCAUCGAGGGCGAGAAGGAGAUCAGCCGGCACAAGAAGAGCGGCCACGGGUCUUCAGGUGUAAAGAAGCAGCAGGCCCACGAGAGCGCCAGGCCCCUGUCCGUGGAGCGUCCUGGGGCUGUGCACCCUUGGGUCAGUGCUCAGCUCCGGAACUCUGUCCAGCCUUCCCAUCUCUUCAUCCAAGACCCCACGAUGCCCCCCAACCCGGCCCCCAAUCCCUUGACGCAGCUGGAGGAGGCCCGCAGGCGCCUGGAGGAGGAGAGGAGAACCAGCAGGGCACCCACGAAGCAGAGGACGAAGUCACAGAAGAAGGCCGGUGGUGGUGGCGCCCAGCCGUGCGACGGCGUCGUUGUGGCCUACUACUUCUGUGGGGAGCCCAUCCCCUACCGGACACUGGUGCGCGGCCGUGGGGUCACCCUGGGCCAGUUCAAGGAGCUGCUGACCAAGAAGGGCAGCUACAGAUACUACUUCAAGAAGGCGAGCGACGAGUUCGACUGCGGCGUGGUGUUCGAGGAAGUGCGUGAGGACGGGGCCAUGCUGCCCGUCUUCGAAGAGAAGAUCAUAGGGAAGGUGGAGAAGGUGGACUGAGGGUGCUGGGGUGAUCCCCACCCAGUGUGGGCAGCCCCCACUCAAGGGUGCCUUGGCCUGGCCCCUGCCCGCCCUGCUCCCCCCCCGCACAGCAGGGACCAGGCCUGGGUCGGCAGGUGGGCUGCCUGUGCCUGCAGCCACUGCCCGUGUGUGCUGUGGGCCCCACGGGGCACCGGGGACCAGCCUGGGGGGGUCCCUCCGCUGCUGACUCCAGAGCCCACCUAACCCCCUCGAGCUGGCCCAGCGGCUCCAGGCCCUAUGGGGCCCCUGUAAACCAUGUGCCACUGAGUGCCUUCAACCAGCUCGUCUCGCCGCCACGGAGCGAUGCCAGCAACAGUCCCGUGCCCCUGGGCAGUAGUGGGCACCGCCCCUGUGACCGACCCCGUGGGUCCUGCCUGUGUCCAAAGGGCCCCUUGUAAAUAUGUAUAUUCUCAGGCCAGGCUCGCGAGUGGCUGCCUGGGCAUGUUUUUCAUGCGCUGACUUGUACAGUGAUCUUUUCAAAGGUACUUGGAUAAUAAUGGAAUAAACCCAUCUUAAACCUUU